Molecule: messenger RNA, 1285 nt
Organism: Galdieria sulphuraria
Lineage: Eukaryota; Rhodophyta; Bangiophyceae; Galdieriales; Galdieriaceae
Product: TdcF protein
Exons: 8
Coding region: 25-1053 (342 amino acids)
Cellular component (GO): cytosol
Molecular function (GO): deaminase activity
Source: RefSeq, a predicted model, not a curated record
ACGCAUAUCCUAAAUCAGCCUAUCAUGAUCGAAAUCGAUUCUCUUCAUUAUUACCGUUUAUUGUGUUACUCAACUGCUGUUGCUUUUCACUUUGGAGUUUCUGGUUUUGCAAACUAUUCUCCAAUAUCUUCAGUAUAUACUUCGAGUCGUUUCAGGACUAUUUUCAAAGUAACUCAGUUCAGACCGUCUGCCCUUAAUUCCUCUAGAAGGAAACUAGGUCUUGUUUACGUUCCACAGCUCGAUUCUCGUGGAAAGUCUUCGACAGUCCCAAGGAUGAGCAGUACUUUGACUGGAUCAGAUGUUGUCAGUCAAUCUUCCAUAAAGAGAUAUGAAGAAGGUCCUCUUUUCAAUCAAAUGGUAACUUAUAACGAUGUAGCUUAUCUUGCUGGUCAGGUUGCGCCCGACACUUCCGAUCAGACUGUGAAGGGUCAAGCAGAGCAGAUUUUCGCUAGAAUCGAUCAACUUUUAAAGGUUGCAGGAACGGAUAAGACCAGGUUGUUAUCUGCAAACGUCUGGCUGAAGGAUAUACAGCACGUUGCAGAGUUUAACGAAGCGUGGAAUUCUUGGAUUGACUCAACCAAUAAACCUGUUCGUGCCACUGUGGAAGCAAAAUUGGUUCGUCCUGAACUCCUGGUUGAAGUGCAAGUAACCGCAGCUUUGCCAAGAAGACUAACUCCUGUGCAAACCAAUCUCGCUGCUGCAGCAGUUGGUCCAUAUCAUCAGGGUAUUGUGCUGGAUAAUGGAACGAUCUAUGUUAGCGGAUGCAUUGGUCUUAAUCCUCAAACUGGUUCCUUGAUCGAUAGCACAGUAGUAGGCCAAGCUAAACAGGCAUUAUCCAAUAUGAAACACAUUUUAAGAGCAGCAGGUGCAACUCCAGAACGAGUAACGAAAACAUUGGUAUUACUCAAAAAUAUUGAAGACUUUGAACGAGUGAAUGAGAUUUACAAGUCAUUUUUCAAUAAUGGUGCCUAUCCGUCUCGAUCCUGUUUUGCCGUGAAAGAGCUUCCAAAAGGUGCUCUUGUAGAAUUUGAGUGUGUUGCUCAGCUUGAGUGAUUAAAGAAACGAUGACUUUUGAUAAUCCAUUAUUUCUUGGUUCAAAUUUUCCCAAAUUUUUCGACACGAGAAGACUUUUCGAUUAUGCAAUUUGGGUGCGCAACCAAUUCUAUUCGGAAAAACGUAGACACAAUCCAUUUCGUGGUUGUCAGCCGUCCUUCACUCUUCAGCCAAACCUAGGUCAGAAAUGCGAAGCAAUCUUAUGAAACUGAUUAAACGUUGCUUAUAUAGA